Messenger RNA from Phanerochaete carnosa HHB-10118-sp, 763 nucleotides. RefSeq lists its product as uncharacterized. The transcript has 6 exons. Gene Ontology annotation, cellular component: mitochondrion. Gene Ontology annotation, biological process: tetrahydrofolate interconversion; folic acid-containing compound biosynthetic process. NCBI's taxonomy places the organism in Eukaryota, Fungi, Basidiomycota, Agaricomycetes, Polyporales, Phanerochaetaceae. Gene Ontology annotation, molecular function: 5-formyltetrahydrofolate cyclo-ligase activity. The coding region runs from base 7 to 702 and encodes 231 amino acids. The record is from RefSeq and is a predicted model, not a curated record.
GCAAUCAUGGCUACUCUCCAGGCAAACAAAAAGAUUCUAAGAAAGUCAGUAUCUUCUGUCUUGCGCACACUGACUACAUCCGAGAUACAAAAGCAAACGGAGCAGGUGGUACGGAGACUUGUCGACGCUCCGUUCUUCCAGAGAAGCGUCAGCGUGAGCUGUUAUCUGAGUAUGCCCUCCGGCGAGCUCGAUACCUCAUCGCUCGUUACCGAAAUCAUCCGAUCAGGCAAAACGCUGUUCGUGCCCAAGAUAGACAAGUCCGUCGAAGGAAGAAUGGACUUCCUGAGAGUUUAUGGAGAGGCCGACCUUGCCUCUUUUCCUGCCGGGCUAUGGGGUAUCAGGGAGCCGGACUAUAUCUGGCAGGGAUCGCAGAGACAAAGUGCUUUAGAUACUUCUCUUCAAGGCCUUGACUUGGUCUUGCUACCCGCCGUCGCGUUUGAUCACUCGCUCUCGCGGCUAGGACAUGGAAAGGGCUAUUACGACCGUUUUAUUACUAGGUACGUGGCUGCGCACGAAGGCAAGCGGCCUUUACUCGUAGGACUCGCCCUGCGCGAGCAAAUCCUAGACGUAGGGAAAAUCCCGAUGGGCGAGUACGACUGGAAGGUCGACGCUAUCGUGAGCCCAGACGGCAUAUUCGGCGCCACAGGCGAGCCGUCCCACGUGUCUACGCUGGGAAACCUCCCUGGCCACACAGUUCCAUGAUGCCUUCUCUCUACGCUCCGCAUGUAUUAGUUCCCAAUCGGAGGUCGGAACAGAGCACAGC